AUUAAUUGAACACGACAUUUAAUUAUGCAAACCCCAGAAUAAAUUAAAGUGGAAUCAAAAACAUGGAAAACAAUAUAUCCUCCUUAUAUUGAUUCAACAUUAACUACAUCAUAAGGUAUUCAUCUAAAAUCUAGUAUUAAGGCAGACGAUUAGGCAAAAGUAAUUGUAUUCCUCAUCCAUAAUUAAUGGAAAUAUCUUAAUGUUUAAGCUCACUUGGACUUAGACAUGUAAUUGAUGUACACAAUUCAUUUAAUUAAGUAACAUGCAGGAUUUCCAAGAGAUAUAUUCAAAUAAGGAAGAAUUAAAGUUCGUCUACUUGCAGAAGAUAAAAAACCAUACAAUCCAUAGAUUAAAUGCAGUACUAUAAUCUUAUUAAAUUCAGAACAUACUCUAUUAUAAUAUAUUGCAAAAAUGAUUAAGUCAAUACCAAAUAGAAAAGUUGAAGUUCCUCCCUAUCUUGCGUAAAUGGAAGUUGAAAAAUAGAAUAAGCCUCCUUAAAAAAAAUAAACUUCAAGUAAAAAAAAACAUAAAAAUGCAUGAGA
This is a messenger RNA of Paramecium sonneborni, 542 nucleotides long. The record is from the annotation of a GenBank genome assembly. NCBI's taxonomy places the organism in Eukaryota, Ciliophora, Oligohymenophorea, Peniculida, Parameciidae.